AUGAAUUUGAAUGAACAAAAAAAAAAUAAAAUAAAAGAAAAUAAUAAUGAUAAAUUAUUUUUCAAGCUAUAUGAGUAUGUAAAUAAAAUCAAUACUUUUUGUAGCAAUGAUUUAAAUACUAAAAAAGUAGAAAAUAAAAUAAAAUAUACUAAUAAAAAUAGGAAAUCUAAUAAAAACAGAAAUGAAACAGAUAAUACUGAAUUGGAAAUUGGUAAUAAAAUUGUUAAAACGAAUAUUAACACAAUAAUAAAAAAUAAAAAAAAACAAUUAAAUAAAAUAAAAUAUGAAAAUGAAUCUAAUAUUUUUGUAGACAAUGAAUCUGAUAACAAAAAUAACACAUCUGAUGAAGAUGAAAGUUCAUCACAUAUUUUUCUCUAUAACGAAUCAUAUGAAAAUGAAAGUGAUAAUGAAAAUGAAGAUGAAAAUGAAAAGAAAAACAUAAACGAAAAUGAAUCAUCUAUUUGUAUUAAUAACCAAUUAAAAAAUAAGCAAGAAAAAAACAAAUAUGUCAAUAUGGAAGAAUGUGAUUAUGACCAGAUUGAAAAAUUUUCAAUUGAUAAAAAUAAGAAAAUAAAUAGUAACAAUUCAAAUAACAAUAUACAUACCUUGAGAAUUUUAAAAAACACAAACGAUGAAAUGCGUGAAGAAAAUAAUUUAAGUGAAGAUGAUUUUUACAAAAACAAAGAUAAAAAAGAAAAAAAGGAAAACAAUUUAAAUAAAAAUAUAGAUAUUUAUAAAGAAAUUGAAAAUUACUAUUUCAUUUAUAAGUUGAAUAGAAAAAUUGAGGAAUAUAAAAGUUUAAAUGAAAUUAAAAUUUUAAAAGAAGAAAGAACUUUACGUUUAUCAGAAAUUAUUAAUAAAAUUGAAAAAAUUUUAAGUUAUUACAAAGAAAUUAAAAACGAAUUACAUAUGUUAGUAAAAAAUAAACAGUUUAUAUAUAAAACUUUUUAUUUUAUUUUUUUACAUUAUUACUAUGAUUACACAGAGGUAAAAUUAAUGAAAAUGAACAAAAAUAAAAUAGAAAGAUACUUAAAGUAUUAUACAAAUGUUGAAAAUUUUGAAAUCAUUCUAAAUAAUAUUGAAAAAAAUGAAUAUGCCUACUUUAUAAAUAUUUAUAAUGAUUCUAUUAAUGAUGAAGAUAGUGAUAGUUUGGAUAAAAUGUGUAAAAGUGAAAUAAUAAAAAAUAAUGAAGAUAAAUUUGAAGAAGAAGUAACAGAAGAUGAAGAUGAAGAUGAAGAUGAUGAUGAAUUAGAAACUGAAGACGACAAAACAGACAAUGAAGAAUAUGAUGAUAUUGAAGGUGAAGAAAAUUUUGAAUAUAGUGAUGAAGAAGAAUUAGAAUGUGUAGUCAAUGAAAAUAUGUCAAAUACAGAUGUAGAGAUUCCUACACAUUUUGAUAAAUAUAAAGGAUUCAUGCAAAAUGAAAAUAUAAAAGAGAAAAACAAAAAAAAGUUCGCAAAAUAUGAAAUAUUUAGAAAUGACUUACCAAUUAAUACGUCUUUUUUAGAUAAUUUCAUCGAAAAGGUUGCUAAGAAUAGUCAAGAAAAUUAUAUAAAUAAUAUGGAUGAAAUUAUCUUAAAAAAGGAGCUCUAUCCAAGUUUAUUAAGAAAAAAAAAGAAGAAAAAAAAAAAAAAAACAAAAAAAUUAAAUAGAAAAAAUGAAAUUUAUUACAUGCUCCAAUUCUCAGAAAAAGCUAUAAAAUUUUUUAAUAAAAAUAGUAAUUAUUUUAAUUCAAAAUCGAAAGUUGCUAAAUAUCAAUCUAUUAUUAAAAGAAUAUUAAAUUACAUUAAAAAUUUAUUCAGAGACGUUUUAAACAACACUGAUUUAAAUAUUCCUAAUAAUAAAGGUAAUAACAUUCAUAUGCAUAGUAAUAUAUAUGGAAUACAUAUGAAAAAUGAAAUAACAGAUUCAAGUUGCAACGAUAAAUUGAAAAAUGAUUGUGAUAAAAAUAAGAAUAUAAAUAAGAAUAUUAGUGUAAAUAAUAAUGAUAUAAGUGGUAAAAAAAACGAAUUAAUAGAUAAUAAUAAAAAUUCUAUGAAUGAGAGCGAUAUAAAUAUAAACAGUAAUCAAAUAUGUAAUUUUGAAAAUAUAUUAAAUAAAAAUACUAAUGAAGCAUUUAAUAAGACUCCUUCAAAUGACAUAUAUGAUAGUACUAUUACAAAUAAAAAUAUUAUAAGUGAAUAUAAUUCUUUUAAAGAUAAUAAAAAAAAUGAGGAAACAAAUAAUUUUUCAAAUAUUGAUAAUUUAAUUAAAAAUAAAAUAUUAUUGUUAACUAAUGAUGAAAGCGAAAUUAAUAAAAUAUAUAACAAUAUUAACAUAAUAUAUUUUAACAAAUAUAUAGAUGAAUUUGAAUAUUACAAAAAAUAUAAAAUAAAAUGCAAAUGUAUGAGAAACAUACUAAAUUUUAUCUAUAAAAAAUCAUUAAUAGAUGAAAAUAGCAUAUAUAUAGAUGAAUACAGUUCUUUAGAAAAUGUUUAUGUUAGUACUAGAUUAAAAAUAUUAAAUAAUAAUAUUUUUAAAAAUUUUCAUUAUUUUUCUAACAAAGAUAUUUGCAAAUAUAUAAAAAAUAUUUGCUUGUUAGCUAUAUAUAUUUCUAAAUUAGAAUUAGAUUUAUUUUUUUAUAUUUUCAAUAAUAAAUUCAAUUCUUCUAUUAAUAUUAUUUUAAAUAACAUUGGUGUAUCAAUAUAUGACAAUAUCAAUGAGAAUAUUUAUGAAUUAAAUAAUAUUCAAAUAAUUAGAAAAAUAAUUCAAAUUAUUUAUGUAGAUAUUAUUGAAACAUAUAAUGAUAAUGUAUAUAGAAUCAUAUGUGAUUAUUUAAAAAAAAUAUGUGAAACUUUAAAAGAAAGAUUAUUAUAUAUAAUCGAAAUGUAUAUCUCUUACUACACGAAGAAUAUUUCUAAAAACAUACCAUAUAUAUGUUUUCAACCAAUAAAGAAAAAAUUUACUAAUAUAAUUAAUGAUUUUUUAUAUGAAGAAUAUUUCUAUAUUCAUAAUAAUGAGCAAAAAAUAAAUGAAUAUAAAAAAGAUGCUCAUCAUACUAGUACUAAAAAAAUAAAUAGUAUUACUUGUGUUCAUAAGAGCACAUAUUAUAAUGAUAACCUGUUAAAUGAAGAAAAGAGAUGUGAUAAUAUAAAGAAUGAUAAAUAUACUGAAAAUAAUAGUAAAAAUAUAAAUACUGAAAAUGUUACAUGUAAUUUAGAUUAUUCUAGUGACAGUAUAGAGAGUGAAAAUAACCAUGAAGAACAUGAAUUUAAUAUAAACAUAUUAAAUGAAAAUAAUGUAUAUAGAAAAUUUUCUUUUUAUGAUUUUCAAUUUAAUAAAGAUACAAAAUUUUCUUUAAGAGGAGUAGAUAUGAAUAUAAUUGGAACAAUCAUAAUUUUAAAAACGAUUAGUUUUAUAAUUGAAGAAAAAACAUUUAUAGAUUUAUUUAAGGAAUGUUUGGAUAAUACUUUUACUUCUUUAUAUUAUAUGUAUAAACAUUAUAUAAAAGAAUACAACGAUUUAUUUAACGGAAGUUUGUUUUUAAUAAAAAAUUUAAGUUUUUUACUUUAUUUAUUUUAUAAAAUUACAAAAGAUAAAGAAUUUUUAAACUUAUAUUUAGAUAAGGAAUUAACACAAAAUUUAUUAUUUCAAGAUAAGGAGAAAACAAAUUAUAAUGAUAAAAUAUCUAUAGAAAAUGAAAAUUCUAUUCUUUAUUUUAUUAAAAAAGUUUAUAAUGUACCACUUAACAGUGAAAUACAAAAUAAGAUUUUAACUUUGUUUAAUGAAAGCAUAUAUAAUUUUACAAUAACAACUAUUUCAAAUGUGUGUUCUCCUUUAAUUAAAAUACUAUCAGGUGAGUAUAAAGAUAAAUUUUUAGAAAAAGAAGAAAAUAUAAAAAAAGUUGUACAUAAAUUUAUAAAUGGGAAAAAAGAUAAAGAAGAUGAAAAUUUUAAUUAUAUAGAUGAUAAUUUUACAUUUUUGGAUAAAAUUGAUUUUAAAAUUCUAGAAAAAUAUGCAGGAGAAAUUUUAUAUGAAAAUAGAGAAAAAAUAGAUAGUAAAAAUAUUAGUGAAAUUAAAAAUAGUCUACAAUUAUUUCGUCAAAAAAUAUAUUUUAUAUUCCCAAAAAUUUAUUUUUAUGUUAAAUUGUUUAUUUGCUCAAAUACAGAUAAAUAUAAUGAAAAUAAUUUCUUUUAUUGUUUAUUUAACUAUAUUUUAGGUGUUUUAAAAUAUAAAAUAAUUUAUCUACUAAG
This is a messenger RNA of Plasmodium gallinaceum, 4232 nucleotides long. Its product is annotated as conserved Plasmodium protein, unknown function. The record is from RefSeq and is a predicted model, not a curated record. The transcript is spliced from 2 exons. NCBI's taxonomy places the organism in Eukaryota, Apicomplexa, Aconoidasida, Haemosporida, Plasmodiidae. The annotation marks the transcript as partial.